ACAAAGAUUCUUAAAACUUCCCAAACCGAAGACAUUAAGCACAUUGUACUCUCCCUGAAAGUCUCUGCUUCUUAGAAAUCCAUUCUUUCUUAAAUUUCUGCUUUCCUGUUGUCAUGGAGAAGGUCCAGUACAUAACUCGCUCUGCUCUGAGGAGAGCCUCAACUAUUGAGGUGCAUCCACAAACACGGCAAAGGCUUCAGGAGCUUUUUGUAAACUUCUGUCUUAUCUUAAUAUGUCUGUUGCUAAUAUGCAUCAUUGUGAUGCUUCUUUGAAGUCCAGUAUUUUUUAUUGUUCUUCACUACCUUAUGCAAUGGGAUAUGCACCAGAAGGAGAAAAGAACCAAACAAGAAACAUCCAGCACAAGGAAAUCUAUGCAAGAAAGUCCAGCACUCAGUCUAAAAAAUUUCUCACCACCUCCACUCUUACUCACUGUAACCAUUAAAAGCACCUGUACUGAACAGUAAUUUGAAAACUACUAUCACACGGUGAUACAUGAGCUAAUUUGCCUGCUUUAUUUUUAAAGGAAGACUUCUGUGGACGUUGAUGAUUAAUGUUAUAUGUAAAAUGUCCAACUAUAAAAUUUUAAAUAGCAACCUUGAAAUUUUGGUUGCAUAUUAUUCUUUGGUUCCAGAUUAUUUGUUUGUUAUUACUAAUCAGCUAUAAGUGUUUACUUUUAUGAAUAAAGAAUGGGCUGAAUGCACUAUUAUUAAAUGCACAAUUAAAUCAUUAUACAUUCUAGGAGAUAUGUGUAUCUUGAGUACUUGGAUUGUUAACUGAAGAAUUUAUUAACUUUUUUCCCCGUACAUAUUCAUAAUAUAAGCUUUGAAAAGACAAUAAAGCAUUGCAUAUUUAUUGCCUUGUUCUACUGAAAUGCAAGUAUAAAUACCUUUAGACACCUACAUAUUGGUUUGCUUGUAAACUUCAACUAGGUGAAAUGGUAUAUCAUAGGGCAACAACUUUUAAAUCAAUGUACCUGAAAUGGGAUAACCUAAAAAAUACAUUCAAAAUUUGGGACCUUUUACUCUUGUAGAACUGAAAUUUUGCAAGAUAAUAAUGAUUAUUUCCAAUGCUCCUUGCAAGCCUUCUUCCUGACGAUCAGGAAGCCAGGAGUUGCUUGGGCUCCCACUGCUUGUUUUUUUUUAUUAUUAUUAGUUAAGGAAAUAUCUUGAAAAUGAUCUCAUGGAUUGUCUAGUUUGAUAUAUUUAUAAAUAUUUAAUAUAGUCUCUCCUGUAACACUAGUGAUAUCUUCCAGGUGGCACUUUCAUUAUACAAUUGUUUUUCAUUCAUAUAAUUUAGCAGGAGGACUAGAUGAUGAAUUUUUGCAAGUUUAAUAUUUUGAUGAUUUGUUCUACAAAGAAUUUGUCACAUCCACACACAUACAAAAUCUAUACAACAGCUUCUUAUUGGUUGCAUUAGAAUUCAAUCUGUUGUCAGAUUGCAUAUAACAAAUAGCAUUUGUUUUUUAGCUAAAAAAGUGAAUAAUUAAAUCUGAUUUCAAAAUUUUCCCCAAAGACAACAUUAAGUGGACUAGGGAUAAAAAUAUUUUGGUUGUGUUGAAAUCUCUUUUAUAGAAUAAUCUUCUUAUCACUUGUAUGAAGUUUAUAGGCUGUUGCUUUAACUAUAUAUGUAUGUGUACAUGAUAUCAUUAUACCUAAAGUGGUAAGAAACAAAUGUUGAAUUAUUUAUUACAAUAUUAGAAUAAUUCCACUCUUUGAGAAUGUACUCUUCAUAACAUAAUUAUGUUACAUAUGAAUUUAUUUUCCCUACUGAGAAACAACCAGCUCUAAACUUUCCUAAAAUAAAAUGAAAGCUAACUGUUUAACAAGGUAUUAGAUUUUAUUUUAAUUUUCACUGCUUAAUAUAUUAGUUCAAUCAUUUUUGUGCAACACUAAGGAGUAUCUGACCAUAAAUAAAGCAUGCCAAAAUUAAAUCCAAAGAACAUUGUUUUCAGAUCAUUAUUGCGUAUUUCAGGACCUUCUCUCACCUCUCCAAUUUUGGAUUCUGCAAUGUUGAACAAAGCUCCGUUUAACAUAAAAUAACAAAUAAC
This is a messenger RNA of Notechis scutatus (mainland tiger snake), 2047 nucleotides long. RefSeq names its product phospholamban (gene PLN). NCBI's taxonomy places the organism in Eukaryota, Metazoa, Chordata, Lepidosauria, Squamata, Elapidae. Gene Ontology annotation, cellular component: sarcoplasmic reticulum; membrane. The record is from RefSeq and is a predicted model, not a curated record. Gene Ontology annotation, biological process: negative regulation of ATPase-coupled calcium transmembrane transporter activity; negative regulation of heart rate; negative regulation of calcium ion import into sarcoplasmic reticulum. Gene Ontology annotation, molecular function: ATPase inhibitor activity.